AUGACCUCUGAGCAACCAACAACCACUGAUGAAUUAAUUACUACUGUAUCAACAAUGAACUCUAAACAACCAAAAACCGCUGAUGAACCAACAACCACUGUGAUAUCAACAACCCCUGGGCAAUCGACGACCACUGAUGAACCAACAACCACAUUUAUGCAAACAACCACUGUUACCAACGACCUCUCCACAGUUUCACCAACCUCUGAGCAACCAAUAACUAUUGAUGAAAAAACAACCACUGUGACACAAGCGACCUCUGAACAGCCAACAACAACUGUUUUACAAACAACCAUUGGGUCACCAACGACCUCUGACGAACCAACGACCACAGUUUCAGUUUCAACGACUCAAACCUCUGAUUACACAACAACCACUCCGUCACCAAAAACCACUGUUGAACCAACAACCACAGUUUCAAACACAACCACUGUGUCAUCAACGACCUUUGGACAACCAACAACCACUGAUGAUCCAACAAAUACAGUUUCACAACCUCUGAUUUUACAAACAACCACAGUGUCACUAACGACCUCUGGCCAACCAACAACCACAGUUUUACAAACAACCACAGUGUCACUAACGACCUCUGGCCAACCAACAACCACAGUUUUACAAACAACCAUUGUACAAACAACUGAAACAGCAAGGACCUCAGACCAACCAACACCCACUGAUGAAUCAACAACCAAAGUUUUACAAACAACCACUUUCUCACCAACGACUUCUGACCAAGUAGCGACCUUUGACCAAACAACCAUAGUUUCAGCAACCACCGUGUCACCAAUUAUUUCUGACCAACCAACAACCACAGUUUUACAAACAGCCUCUAAUUUCACAAACAUUGUGUCACAAACGAUCUCUGAACAACCAACAACCACUGUGUUACAACCAAACAAUGGGUCACCAAGGACCUCUGACCAACCAACAACCACAGUUUCAAAAACUAACACUGUUUCACCAACGACCUUUGGGCAACCAACAACCACAGUUUCACAAACAACCAAUGCAUCACAAACGACCUCUGAGCAACCAAUAACCGCUGUGUCACCAACGACCUCCAGAACCUUCUUUAUCGAUUCGACUGUAUUAGAUAGCAUCAUGACCGCGAUAGAAGCAGCAAGUAGUGUCGUGGGAGACCAAGUCCAAUCAGUUCAAUUGCACCUGGUGCGUUACGACUCCCAAGUAGGUCACUUCCUUGACUUACAUGGAGGAUUGUUAGAAAGAAAAUUGAAGGUUAACGUGGGUGAUCGCGGAUAUGUCAGAUGCCCUCCAACAACCACCGAAUUACAUACAACGGUAACUAAGCUCCCCACCAAUGAAAAUAUAACUACACUGCCACCUACUUCCACUAAACAUCCAACGACUACAAUGCAGUCAACACCACUGAAAACUACCGAGGAACAAACAACCGGAGUUAUAUCAACUACUAUGUCACCAAAAGCCACUGAGCAAACAAUCACACCAUCAACAAUAACCACUGACCCACCAACGACAAAAAAUCAACGAACCACACGGCCACUAACAGCCACUGCACAAUCAAUCACCACGGUUCCACAAAUAACUACUAUGUCCCCAAUGACCUCUGAGCAACCAACGACCACAGUUUUACAAACAACCACUGUGUCACCAACGACCACUGAGCAACCAACAACCAGUGAUGUAAUAACCACAAUUUUAAAAACAACUGCUGUGUCACCAACGACUUCAGAGCGACCAACGACCACUGAUGGGCCAACAACCACAGUUUUACAAACAACCACUGUUUCACCAACGCCCACAGAGCAACCAAUAACCACUUAUGAACCAACAACCACAGUUUUACAAACCGUUUCACCAACGACCUCUGACCAACCAACAACCAGUGAUGUAAUAACCACAGUUUUACAAACAACCACAUUUUCACCAACAACUUAUGAGCAACCAACGACCACUGAUGAACCAACAACCAGUGAUGUAAUAACCACAGUUUUACAAACAACCACAUUUUCACCAACAACUUAUGAGCAACCAACGACCACUGAUGAACCAACAACCGAAGUUUUACAAACAACCAUUGUUUCAGCAACGACCUCUGAGCAACCAAGAACCACUGAUGAGCCAACAACCACUGUGUCACCAAUGUCAGUACCACCAAUCAGCACAGUGCCACCAACAUCAGAAUCAUCGACAACAGUACCACCAACCAGCACAGUGCUACCAACAACAGAACCACCGAUAACUGUGGCACCAACAGAACCACCGACAGCUGUGCCACCAAUCACCACAGUGCCACCAACAUCAGAACCGCCGAUAACUGUGACACCAACCACCACAGUGCCAUCAACAUCAGAACCACUGACAACUGUGCCACAAACCAGAACAGUGCCACCAACAUCAAAACCACCGAAAAGUGUGUCACCAACCACCACAACUGUGCCACCAACCACAACAGUGCCACCAACAACUGUGCAAACAGAACCACCGACAACUGUGCAACCAACCACCACAGUGCCACCAACAUCAGAACCGCCGACAACUGUGCCACCAACCACCACAGUGCCACCAACAACAGAACCACCAACCACCGCAGUGCCACCAACAACAGAACCGCCGACAACUGUGCCACCAACAACAGAACCGCCGACAACUGUGCAACCAAGCACCACAGUGCCACCAACAACUGUGCCACCAACCACCACAGUGCCACCAACAACAGAACCGCCGACAACUGUGACACCAAACACCACAGUGCCACCAACAACGAAACCACCGACAACUGUGCAACCAACCACCACAGUGCCACCAACGACAGAACCACCGACAACUGUACCACCAACCAGCACAGUGCCACCAACAACAGAACCACCGACAACUGUGCAACCAACCAGCACAGUGCCACCAACAACAGAAACACCGACAACUGUGCCACCAACCACCACAGUGCCACCAACAACAGAACCACCGACAACUGUGCCACCAACCACCACAGUGCCACCAACAACAGAACCACUAACAACUGUGCCACCAACCACCACAGUGCCACCAACAACAGAACCGCCGACAACUGUGCCACCAACCACCACAGUGCCACCAACAACAGAACCACCGAAAACUGUGCCACCAACCACCACAGUGCCACCAACAACAGAACUGCCGAAAACUGUGCCACCAACCACCACAGUGCCACCAACAACGGAAUCACCGACAAAUGUGCCAUCAACCACCACAGUACCACCAACAACAGAACCACCGACAACUGUGACACCAACCACCACAGUGCCACCAACAACAAAACCACCAACAACUGUUCCGCCAACCACCACAGAACCACCGACAACUGUGCAACCAACCACCACAAUGCCACCAAUAACAGAACCACCGACAACUGUGCCACCAACCACCACAGUGCCACCAACAACAGAACCACCGACAACUGUGCAACCAACAACCACAGUGCCACCAACAACAGAACCACCGACAACUGUGCAACCAACAACCACAGUGCCACCAACAACAGAACCAUCGACAACUGUACCACCAACCAGCACAGUGCCACCAACAACAGAACCACCGACAACUGUGCAACCAACCACCACAGUGCCACCAACUGUGCAACCAACCACCACAGUGCCACCAACAACUGUGCCACAUGUUCAUGACUACAGCAACAUGUAUACAGCAGCAAAAGUCACUUUCACAACUGUGCCACCAACCACCACAGUGCCACCAACAACUGUGCAACCAACCACCACAGUGUCACCAACAACAACUCUGCCACCAACAACAGAACCGCCGACAACUGUGCCACCAACCACCACAGUGCCACCAACAACAGAACCACCGACAACUGUGCCACCAACCACCACAGUGCCACCAACAUCAGAACCGCCGACAACUGUGCAACCAAACACCACAGUACCACCAACAACUGUGCUACCAACCACCACAGUGCCACCAACAACUGUGCUACCAACCACCACAGUGCCACCAACAACAGAACCGCCGACAACUGUGCAACCAACCACCACAGUGCCACCAACAACUGUGCAACCAACCACCACAGUGUCACCAACAACAACUCUGCCACCAACAAUAGAACCACCGACAACUGUGCCACCAACCACCACAGUGCCACCAACAACAGAACCGCCGACAACUGUGCAACCAAACACCACAGUACCACCAACAACUGUGCUACCAACCACCACACACAGUGUCACCAAUAAGAGAGCCGUCGACAACUGUACCAACUACCAGAGUCCCACCAACAACAGAACCGCCGACAACUAUGCCACCAACCAGCACAUUGCCACCAACAGAACCGUCGGUAACUGUGACACCAAUCACCACAGUGCCACAAACAGACUUGCUGUCAACUGUGCCACCAACCAAUACAGAGCUAUCAACCGGUAUAAACUGCAGCAAAAACAAACACAGUUACUUCAAGAAAUUGAAAGACUCGAGAACCAGAUUGCUGCCUCCAACGCCACUCUCACAGCUCUGCAAAACACCAAUGAAGCCCUGCAACGAGUCAUUGAAGCCAUCGAGGAAGCCGCUGGCAAUUCCGGAAGGAAGCGCCGAUCGCUUACUUACUCUAUCGAUCAAGAUGGCGACACUGUCACGGUCGAUCCAUAUUGUGAGGUAAAUCAGGACAAUGCCGUGACUGGCAACCCAACAGAUCUGCUUCUUACAAUGAUCAAUGAUCUCUCCACCAAGCUGUCCAACCUCACAACCGACCAAAUCACUUGCUUCAAUCAACUCAUUGAUAAUUUCGCCACACUCAUAGAGAAUGGAACCUUCGUUAUCGAUUCGACUGUAUUAGAUAACAUCACGACCGCGGUAGAAGCAGCAAGCAGUGUCGUGGGAGACCAAGUCCAAUCAGUUCAACUGCUCGUCAAUAUUUUGCAAGAACAAAAACAAAAUAAAACGGAUGAGCUUGACCAAGUGGAGAGCCAAAUAGCAGCAACAACAGCUGGUGCGUUGCGACUUCCAUACCCUCCAACAACCACCGAAUUUCAUACAACGGUAACUAAGCUCCCCACCAAUGAAAACGUAACUACACUGUCACCUACUUCCACUAAGCAACCAACGACUGCAAUGCAGUCAACACCACUGAUAACUACUAAGGAACUAACAAGCGGAGUUAUAUCAACUAUGUCACCAAAAGCCACUGAGCAAACAAUCACACCAACAUUAACCACUGACCCACCAACGACAGAAAAUCAGCGAACCACACGGCCACCAGCAACUACUGCACAAUCAAUCACCACGGUUUCACAAAUAACUACUAUGUCCCCAAUGACCUCUAAGCAACCUACAACCACUCAUGAACCAACCACAGUUUUACAAACAACCUCUGUCUCACCAACGACCUCCGAGCAACCAACAAGUGAUGUAACAACCACAAUUUUACAAACAACCACUUUUUCAACAACGAUCUCUGAGCGACCAACAACCAUUGAUGGGCCAACAACCACAGUCUUACAAACAACCACUCUUUCACCAACGACCACUGAGCAACCAAUAACCAGUGAUGUACCAACAACCACAGUUUUACAAACCACUGUUUCAGCAACGACCCCUGAACAGCCAAGAACCACUGAUCAGCCAACAACCACAGUUUUACAAAUAACCACAUGCCACCAACAGCAGAACCACCGACCACUAACCGCCGAUAACUGCGCCACCAACCACUACAGUGCCACCAACAACAGAACCACCGACAACUGUACCAAAAUCAUCAGAAUCACCGUUAACUAUGCCACCAACCACUACAGUGCCACCAACAACAGAACCACCGACAACUGUGCCACAAACAACAGAACCGCUGAUAACUGUGCCACCAACUACUACAGUGCCACCAACAUCAGAGCCACUAACAACUGUGCAACCAACCAACACAUGCCACCAACAAAAGAACUGCUGACAACUGUACCACCAACCAGCACAGUGCCACCUACAGCAGGACCACCAAAAACUAUGCAACCAACCAGCACAUGCCAUCAACAGAACCACCGACAACUAACCAACGACAACUGUGCCAAUAACAGAACCACCGAUAACUGUGCCGCCAACCACUACAGUGCCACCAACAACAGAAUCGCCGACAACUGUGCCACUAAACACCACGAACCACCGACAACUGUGCAACCAACCAGCACUGUGCCACCACCAACAGAACCGCCGACAACUGUACCACACACCAAACCGCCGAUAACUGUGCCAACAACCACCACAGUGCCACCAACAACAGAACCGCCGACAACUAUGCCACCAACCACUACAGUGCCACCAACAUCAGAACCACCAACAGCUGUGCAACCAACCAACACAGUGCCACCACCAACAGAACCGCCGACAACUGUGCCACAAACCACCACAGUCACCGACAACUGUGCCACAAACCAGCGCAGUGACACCAAUGAGAGAGCCGUCGACAACUGUUCCACCAACUACCAAAGUGCCAUCAACAACACUGCUGCUGACAACUUGACACCAACAGAACCGUCGAUAUCUGUGACACCAACCAGCAUAGUACCACAAACAAACUUGCAGUCAACUUUGCCACCAUCCAGUACAGUGCCACCAACAGAAUCAGCCACAAUACUUUCAACAUCUGUAAAACAAGAAACUACGCAAAAUACUUUAUCAGAACUGCAACAGAAAAAAACACAGUUACUUCAAGAAAUUGAAAGACUCGAGAACCAGAUUGCUGCCUCCAACGCCACUCUCACAGCUCUGCAGAACACCAAUGAAGCCCUGCAACGAGUCAUUGAAGCCAUCGAGGAAGCCACUGGCAAUUCCGGAAGGAAGCGCCGAUCGCUUACUUACUCUAUCGAUCAAGAUGGCGACACUGUCACGGUCGAUCCAUAUUGUGAGGUAAAUCAGGACAAUGCCGUGACUGGCAACCCAACAGAUCUGCUUCUUACAAUGAUCAAUGAUCUCUCCACCAAGCUGUCCAACCUCACAACCGACCAAAUCACUUGCUUCAAUCAACUCAUUGAUAAUUUCGCCACACUCAUAGAGAAUGGAACCUUCGUUAUCGAUUCGACUGUAUUAGAUAACAUCACGACCGCGGUAGAAGCAGCAAGCAGUGUCGUGGGAGACCAAGUCCAAUCAGUUCAACUGCUCGUCAAUAUUUUGCAAGAACAAAAACAAAAUAAAACGGAUGAGCUUGACCAAGUGGAGAGCCAAAUAGCAGCAACAACAGGUAGAAAACCAGUACACACAGUUUUGUCGACGUGUAUCAGCGUAUUUUCAUUAGACGGUACACGUUUAAUCACCGACAACUGUGCCAUCAACCACCACAGUGCACCAACAUCAGAACUACCGACAACUGUGCACCAACACCACAGUGCCACAAACAUCAGAACACCGACAACUGUGCCACAACAACAGAACACCGACAACUGUGCCACCAACAACAGAACCACUGUGCAACCAACAACCACAGUGCCACCAACAACUGUGCAACCAACAACCACAGUUUUACAAAUAACCACAUGUCAGCAACAUCAGAACCACCAACUGUGCCAUCAACCAGCAGAGUGCCACAAACAACAGAACCACCGACAACUAUGCUACCAACCAACACAGUGCCACAAACAACAGAACCACCGACAACAAACCACCGACAACUGUGCCACCAUCCACCACAGUGCCACAAAUAACAGACCCGCCGACAACUGUGCCAACAACAUCAGAUCCACUGACAACUGUGCCACCAACCACCACAGUGCUACAAACAUCAGAACUACCGACAACUUGCCACCAACAACAGAAUCACCGACAACUGUACUACCAACCAGCACAGAACCACCGACAACAGUGCCACACAGUGCCAACAACAGAACCGUUGACAACUGUACAACCAACAUCAGAACCACCGAAAACUAUGCCAUCAACCAGCACAGUGCCACCAACAACAGAACCACCGACAACUAUGCCACCAACCAGCUCAGUGCCAACAACAGAACCGCUGAUAACUGUGCCACCAACCAGCACAGUGUCACCAACAACAGAUCCACAGACAACUUGCCACCAACAACAGAAUCACCGACAACUGUACUACCAACCAGCACAGAACCACCGACAACAGUGCCACCAACCACCACAUUGCUACCAACAACAGAACCACCAACAACUGUGCCACCAACCAGCACAGUGCCAACAACAGAACCGCCGACAACUGUAGAACUAACAUCAGAACCACCGACAACUAUGCCACCAACCACCACAGAGCUACCUACAUCAGAACCACCGACAACUGUGCCAACAACCAGCACAGUGCCACCAACAACAGAACCACCGACAACUGUGCUACCAACCAGCACAGAACCACCGACAACUGUGCCACACAGUGCCAACAACAGAACCGCUGACAACUGUACAACCAACAUCAGAGCCACCGAAAACUAUGCCAUCAACCAGCACAGUGCCACCAACAACAGAACCACCGACAACUAUGCCACCAACCAGCUCAUGCCAUCAACAACUGAAACGCCGACAACUGUGCCACCAGCAUCAGAGCCAACGACAACUGCGCCACCAACUACCACAACUGUGCCACCAACCACCACAGUGCCACCGACAACUGUGCCAAACACCGACAACUGUGCACCAACAACAGAACCACCGACAACAGUGCCACCAACAAAGAACCACGACAACUGUGCCAACAACCACCACAAACCAACGACAACUGUGCCAAUAACAGAACCACCGAUAACUGUGCCGCCAACCACUACAGUGCCACCAACAACAGAAUCGCCGACAACUGUGCCACUAAACACCACGAACCACCGACAACUGUGCAACCAACCAGCACUGUGCCACCACCAACAGAACCGCCGACAACUGUACCACACACCAGUAGAGUGCCACCAACAACAGAACCACCAAAAACUGUGCAACCAACCGGCACGAACCGCCGAUAACUGUGCCAACAACCACCACAGUGCCACCAACAACAGAACCGCCGACAACUAUGCCACCAACCACUACAGUGCCACCAACAUCAGAACCACCAACAGCUGUGCAACCAACCAACACAGUGCCACCACCAACAGAACCGCCGACAACUGUGCCACAAACCACCACAGUUGCCACCAACAACAGGACCACACCGACAACUGUGUCACCAACCACCACAGUACUACCAACAACUGA
Penaeus indicus is the source of this 9150-nucleotide messenger RNA. Its product is annotated as mucin-2-like. NCBI's taxonomy places the organism in Eukaryota, Metazoa, Arthropoda, Malacostraca, Decapoda, Penaeidae. The record is from RefSeq and is a predicted model, not a curated record.